GAUGAGUCGAUUGAGAUCAGCUGUCUGAUGCUUGCCUAUAUGGAGCCCGAACUGCAGCAGCAGUUUGAGAAUGUUGAGGCUUUCGAUAUGAUCGAGACUCUCAAAGGCAUGUUUCAGACUCAGGCUAGGACCGAAAGAUUUAAUGUCUGGAGGUCCUUCCUGGAGACUAAGCUGAAAGAAGGCGAACCCUUGAGCCCACAUGUAAUCAAGUUGGUUGGUUACACGCAAAGCUUGGAGAAGCUGGGCUUUCCGCUGAGCCAAGAGUUGGCCACGGAUACAAUUCUGGCAUCUCUUCCGCCAAGCUAUGCGCAGUUCGUUCAGAACUACCAUAUGCAUGGCAUGGAAAAGAAAGUCACUGAAUUGCAUGGGAUGCUUAAAACAGCAGAGGAGGAUAUCAAGAAAAAUACCAAGCAAGUGUUGCUGGUACAGGGAAAGCCAAAGUUCAAGAAAAAUUCUUGGGCUAAGAAGAAGGCAAAGAAGGGAAAGGCUAAGGAUGUGAUCCCGACCCCUGCCCCUGCUGCGCCUAAGGCUGGACCGGACUCAGAGACCGUAUGCUUUUUCUGCAAAGGCACCGGUCAUUGGAAGAGGAACUGCAGCAAGUACCAGGCCCACGUGGCAAAGAAGGGUGGAAGUGUGACUUCUACUUCAGGGGCUGGCAAGGACUAGGAGCGUCGCAAGUGGAGAGGUUGACAUAAGGGUUGGCAAUAAAGCAAGAGUUGCAGCGUUGGCCGCCGGGACUAUGCA
This is a messenger RNA of Brachypodium distachyon (stiff brome), 744 nucleotides long. RefSeq lists its product as uncharacterized. The coding region runs from base 28 to 666 and encodes 212 amino acids. The record is from RefSeq and is a predicted model, not a curated record. Gene Ontology annotation, molecular function: zinc ion binding; nucleic acid binding. The transcript is spliced from 2 exons. NCBI's taxonomy places the organism in Eukaryota, Viridiplantae, Streptophyta, Magnoliopsida, Poales, Poaceae.